This is a messenger RNA of Vanessa atalanta (red admiral), 2031 nucleotides long. RefSeq lists its product as uncharacterized. The transcript has 3 exons. The record is from RefSeq and is a predicted model, not a curated record. Lineage: Eukaryota; Metazoa; Arthropoda; Insecta; Lepidoptera; Nymphalidae. Bases 1 to 2031 code for a protein of 676 amino acids.
AUGCCCAUCAGUAAAAUAGAACCUUUUUCGGUCGAUUCACAAAACUGGGACAGUUACGUGCGUCGUCUAAAACAGUUUAUAACUUUAAAUAGUAUCGACGACGGACUUAAAGUUGCCACGUUGUUAACAUUAGUCGGUGGGGAGUGUUACAAUUUACUUUGUGAUUUGUGUUCGCCCGAUCACCCGGAGGAUAAAGAAUUCGAUGAGCUCGUUGAAUUGCUUAAACAUAAUUUGGAACCUGAAAAGUCCGAGAUAGCCGAGAGACACAGUUUUAGAGAAAGAACCCAGUUACAAGGUGAAAGCAUUCGUUUAUAUCUACAAGGAUUAAAACAUUUGGCUAAGACUUGCAACUUUGGGUCGAAACUGGAGGAGAAUCUACGAGAUCAAUUUGUCUCCGGAUUAUAUAGUGAAGAAAUGCGGUCGAGAAUAUUCGCCGAGAAGGAUAUCGACUACAAGAGGGCUGUGGAGCUGGCUAGCGCUCUCGAGGCGGCGGAGCGGCACGCGAGCACGGCGGGCGCUCCGGUCGGCGGUGAAGGCGCUGGCGCGGAUGCGCUGCACCGGGUGAGCGGCAACGGGCCAGCGGCGCGAGCGCGCGCUAGCGGAGCCGGCCGGAGUGGCGGCGCGGGCGGUGCAGCGGCGAGCAGCGGCGGCGGCGGCGAUCGGGCAGCAGAUGCGCGCGUGCCGUGUGCGCGAUGCGGUAGGGCUACUCACACGCCGAGUAAGUGUCGUUACAAAAAUUUCACAUGUGAUUUGUGCGGCAUGAAAGGACAUUUAAAAGUGAUGUGUUUAAAUAAAAGUAAUCACGUGGGGCCUAUUGGAAAGGCAAAGUCGAAAGGUCAGUACUUUAUAAAUAACCAUAGUGAUUCCGAGGGUGACGAUGGUAAUUUUUAUAAUUUAAUUACGGGUGGCGAAGGUGAUAGACCUUAUUACGCUACUUUGUUCGUCAAUUAUGUCAAAUGUAAAUUCGAAAUUGAUACGGGGAGUAAAAUAUCCGCAAUAUCCAAAACAUUUUAUGAUAAAUACUUUAACCAUAUUGUAAUGCAUAAUAAAAAAUUGAUAUUAAAGUCAUAUACUGGUGAUACUAUCGACACUCUCGGGUAUAUUGAUGUGGAUGUACGUUUUGGUCAAAAUUCGGCUAAACUUAAACUAUAUGUUGUUGAAAACGGAGGCCCACCUUUGAUGGGUCGUACGUGGAUCAAAGAAUUAAAAUUGACAAUUGUAGAAUGUCACAAGAUAACCGAACGUGAUUCGAUAGCUAGUAAAUUAAAACGAGAAUAUCCAGAAGUGUUUGCGGAGGGACUAGGUACUUUUAAAUCAUGCAUUCGCUUACAUUUGAAUGAUAAGAAACCGGUUUUUGUUAAGGCGCGUCCUCUGCCGCUGGCGCUGCGCGAGCGCGUUGCGACUGAACUCGAGCGCUUGCAGCGCGAGGGAGUUAUCUAUAAGGUGGACCGUUCGGAUUACGGCACUCCCAUUGUGCCCGUCAUUAAAUCUAAUGGGGAUAUUCGCAUAUGUGCAGGGGGCGAGCAGUAUACGAAACUUGACUUAUCUAACGCAUUUCAGCAAUGUCUCCUUCAUGAGGAGUCUCGGGCGAUGACGGCCAUAAUAACGCAUGUGGGGACAUUUGUAUACCGUCGAGUACCGUUCGGUAUCAAGUGUAUACCAGAAAACUUCCAGAAAAUUAUGGAGGAGACACUUAACGGGCUGCCGUCUACUGCCGUAUUUGCUGAUGAUAUUUGUAUUACGGAUGUCAAAUGGGUGUGGACACACAAGUGCGAUAAGGCUUUUAUUAAAAUAAAAGAGUUAUUGAGUAGCGCUCCGGUGCUCGCUAACUACGACCCGGAGCUGCCACUCAUCCUGGCGGUGGACAGCAGCGCCUACGGGCUGGGUGCGGUUCUGAUGCAGCGCGGCGCGGAUGAUCGCGAGCGUCCCGUUAGCUGCGCUUCUCGCGCGCUCAACGCCGCGGAAUGCAACUACUCCCAGCUCGACAAGGAGGCCUUGGCUAUAGUUUUCGGUGUAACUAAGCAUCACUAG